GCAUAACAGAGUAUUCACUUAUAAGAGAUACAGUACGGUUACACAGAUGUGUGUGCUGCAUAUUGCAUCUUUUACCCUGUGAUAGUUGUAGGGUAAAAUAGGUAUACAUGCCAGUCAGAUAUACAAAGAUAACAAGGAUUUGCCUAAAAUUUGACUGUCUGAUUAACAACAAACUAAGUCCAAGGGCUUGGCCGCUCCCAUCUUCCCUUAAGGAAACGUAUAGUUGCAUAAUAACAUCUCACUUUGUAGAGAUGGAGCCUGCAGAAUGUGCUGACUGUGGGAUUGUUUACCUUGACUGUCUCAAUCGGGUUAUUUGAUUCCAACAGAGAAGAACGUGUUUAUAUCCAAAGGCAUGCAUUUCCUACUUUGUACAACAACAUUAUAAACUGCUCUGCUCUUUCUCAUCAAGAAACAACAAAAGAAAACAGAUUCUAACAUUUUCAUGAAAUGCCAGUGUUUAUUAAAAAGGGGAAAAUCCGCACUACGCCUGCCACACCUUAGAAUCUGCAUGGUUUGUGGUCUUGCAGCGCCAUCUCGUGGACAGAGAGAGAAGUUUGUCUGGCUCUUACAAAUGUUUAUCAUGGUUAAUAAAGCAUAGGUGCGUCACCUGGAGCAGCAGAACAAGGCUCUGGAGACCAGACUGAAGAUCAUGUUGGAGAAGGGCAACUACAAGUCCAACAUCGACCAAGUCGUGGCCACAUUUGCCAACAACCUGAUGAGCCAGAGAGACAGGCUACGCAAUGACAGGGACAAACUGGAGAAGGAGCUGGCUCGCACUCAGGCACUGGUGGAGGACAACAAAAACAAGUUUGAGGAUGAGAUCAACAGGCGCACUCAGUUAGAGAAUGAGUUUGUGCUCAGCAAGAAGGAUGUAGAUGAUGGCUACCUCCAGAAGGUGGAGCUGGAGAAUACUGUGGAGAGCCUGAUGGAUGAGCUGGAUUUCCUGAAACAGCUCUAUGAUGAGGAAAUCCGCGAGCUGAAGUCUCAGAUUAACAACACAGCGGUUACCGUGGAGAUGGACAACAACCGUGGUCUGGAUAUGAAGCAAAUCGUGGAGGAGGUGAAGGCCCAGUAUGAGGGGAUCGCAGCGCGAGGCCGAGACGAAGCUGAGCAGUGGUACAAAAACAAGGUGGAUAACAUGGCAGCCGAGGCUGGGAAGUACAACCAGGACUUGAAGGAAGUGAAGAACGAGAUUGCAGAAAUGAUUCGUCUCAUCCAGAGACUCAACUCUGAGACUGAGGGCUUGAAGAAUCAACGAGCCAAUCUUGAGAUGGCCAUUGGAGAGGCGGAGGAGCGGGGACAGCUUGCAGUGUCAGAUGCCAAGAACCGUGUGAGUGAGCUGGAGGCAGCCCUGAAGAGUGCCAAGCAAGCCAUGGCCAAGCAGGUGCGCGAAUACCAGGACCUCAUGAACCUCAAGCUGGCCUUGGACAUUGAGAUCGCCACCUACAGGAAGCUCCUAGAAGGGGAGGAGAGCAGACUGGGAACCCACCAGCGAGAAGGGCCCCGCCAGGACUCUCAACUCAGUGCUAUUGACCAGCUAGAUUUCUAAACCCCCUGUGUGCCCUGCUUACGUAGAUGGCCUGGUGCAGCCCCGAAGCCUGGACCUCUCCAGAGCAGCACCCCUCAGCUAUGUUCAUCAAAACCAUCGAGACCAGAAAUGGUCAGGUAACUUCGGAGUCCUCACACUUCUUUGAGGACUGAGGAUCCCGACGUGGGUUCACUCAUUUAUCUUUGAAUCAUAUGAGCGGGUUGCUUCAUUCAUUCGUUUCAGGGAAAAAAAAAAUCUUAGAUGGUGUGUUUUUUUUUUUUUUUUUUAAUUCAUUCUUUUUAAGACUAGCAUAGCACUUUCAUAUUCAUGGCAACUAUAGUCCUAUUUUAGUUUUGAGCUUAGUUAGCCAGUCCAUACAUAACGUGCUGUUUUUCGAAUUUCGUUAAUGAAAAAAUAAAAACUAAAAUAGCUCAAGGUGCUAUUCAGUUGAACUUACACGCUGUAUAAGACACUUGUAUAAUGCUCUCUGUAGACUAAUAAUGCAGAAAUAUGAUCGACACUGUAGAAACGGGAUAAACUUGAAUAAAUAAGUU
This is a messenger RNA of Polyodon spathula (Mississippi paddlefish), 2082 nucleotides long. RefSeq names its product keratin, type II cytoskeletal 8-like. The transcript is spliced from 9 exons. The record is from RefSeq and is a predicted model, not a curated record. Gene Ontology annotation, cellular component: keratin filament. NCBI's taxonomy places the organism in Eukaryota, Metazoa, Chordata, Actinopteri, Acipenseriformes, Polyodontidae. The coding region runs from base 650 to 1549 and encodes 299 amino acids.